Messenger RNA from Exophiala viscosa, 2415 nucleotides. Its product is annotated as FYVE zinc finger-domain-containing protein. Bases 338 to 2098 code for a protein of 586 amino acids. Gene Ontology annotation, molecular function: metal ion binding. NCBI's taxonomy places the organism in Eukaryota, Fungi, Ascomycota, Eurotiomycetes, Chaetothyriales, Herpotrichiellaceae. The record is from RefSeq and is a predicted model, not a curated record. Gene Ontology annotation, biological process: protein ubiquitination. The transcript is spliced from 2 exons.
CAGCCACGAAGGGCGUUUAUCAUCAUGGUGGCAAUCAACCUUCUCUUAUCCAGUGCCCCAAGUACUUCACAGAACAUCCGUCCGGAAAUCUAGCCUCAUGCUAUCAGAAAAACCAUUGUCAUAUCAUGUAACAACAUCUCUUCUAUGAACCGUACCGAGUCUUCUCGAACUUCGGAUGCUUCGGCGCAAUAUCCCGCAUCGGUUUCCCCUUCCGUACAUCGUGUCUAACAAUGAUGUGACAACCCAAUCUGCCCGCGUGCUCGUCUUCUGCAUUUGCAGAUUCAACUCAAUUCCACUUCACAGAAGCCACUUCACCGGGGUUAUCUGACAAAAAGCCAUGUCUUCCCCUGAGUUGUCGGACACUUCGGAGAGCACUGUCAAUUUGACUGCUGCCACGACGACUGUCCAGCCUGCAGACGAUCGCCACGGAACCAACGAUGACAACGAACAUGCAUUACAUGUUUCGACCCACCGUCCACUGCCUAACCCACUGAUACGCUCACGGCCGAGUCACAGCGGCGGACAGGUACCGGCUCCCAUUCUACGUGACCGUCCCUUGCCACGGCCCUCACUUGACCAAACUGCGGAAGAGCGCAGGCGAAGCAUCAUAGCGAUGGACCGCAAGAGGAGGUUGACCAACACAAAUUAUGAAGAAGGAAGGACAAGAACAAACAGUGGCAGUUAUCACGAUCGGAGAACGCACCAGGAUGGACGUCGCGGCGAUGGGGCCUCGUCUCAAUCCCGCGGGCAUGUCGCUUCAGAUCCUACGGGAUUGUCCCCUGAAGUCGUGGACUUGACGUCCUCAUCUCCCGAACCACCUACCACGCCUCAACGGAGCAGUCUGAGUCGAAGGACAUCCUCUCACAGUUCGAGACGCUACGUUGUGCCUCCAUGGCAGCCGGAUUCUGAGGUCAGCGAAUGCCCCAUUUGCAAACGGCCAUUCACCUGGAUGUUCAGGAGACAUCAUUGUAGGAAAUGUGGCAGAGUCGUUUGCAAUGACUGCUCUCCUCACCGCAUCACUAUUCCUCGACAGUUCAUCGUACAACCUCCUGGUGAGGAUGUUGCUACCUCACCGCCGCAUCAGCCUGACCGUGCUUUUGCUACCAUUGAUUUGACAGGCGAGGAUACCGACGACGACGAAUCACAACGAUUAUCUUCUCCUCCGCCUCGAUUUGUGACGAGUCCUUACCUCGGAGGCGGCGAGAAAGUGCGCCUAUGUAAUCCAUGUGUGCCCGAUCCUCAGCCGAAUCCUCCAUACUACCCAGGCCCCGGAGGUGAAACACGAGCAGAACCGCCCUCGAAUAUUCCUGGAGGGCAUUCGCGAACUUCUAGCCAGCCGGUGGGGUCGUAUUACUCUGGGCCGAACCCACGGCUAGUCAUGCCUCUGAGGGACGAAGCAAGUCAUCAGCGAGUAGGCCAGUCUAGCUCUCUGGGCCGUGAUGGUUCUGGAAUGCUAGGUAAUCAUCUGGGCUGGCUGACUUCACAUCGCGGGACAUCAACCGCUCCUCCGCCUGUACCAUCAAGAGACUCUCUACCACCAUUGCAAGUCCGACCCGGCUCUGGCAUAUUACGCCCACCCUAUAUGCAGCCUCACCAAUCUCACGAAGGUUUUACAUCCGCUUCAAACCCCGGGAGUCCAGGGCAUUAUGCCGCAAGACGUCUAUCUCAUGAGCCCAGAAAUGAACGAUUCCCACGUGUUUUGCAGAAUUUCAUCGAAGGUCCCCCGCGGCCUCGUCUCGAUGAGCGGGAUAUUUGUCCGAUAUGUCGGAGAGCAUUACCUCCUCGAGGUGACAAUGGCGACGAAUCGGCUCGAGAGACUCACAUCAUGGACUGUAUUCGAUCGCGCGAUCCUUCGUCUCAUACCGAGAGUGGUGGAGGUCCUUCUCAAGCAAGGGUACAGAUGCUACCAUUCAUUGCCACGGAGAAAGACUGCGUUGGGGAGGAUGGCACUCCUUCGGAGUGUUCUAUAUGUAUGGUUGAGUACGACGUUGGGGAUGAAUUGGCACGACUUGAAUGUCUGUGCAAAUUCCACAAGAGCUGUAUUGUUGAAUGGCUCGGACGCAAAGCAGAGUGCCCGGUGCAUAAGCUUAUAGCAUGAUUUACGACUUAUGAACGACUGGAUGAUAAGGACAGCAUACGCGUUACGAUUGUGGAUCUUUGGUGCUGAUGAUGGCGCCAUGGGCAUUAGAAUUUGGGAAUGGUGGCUCGACUCGCGAAAAUGGAAGAGACAGACCCAAGCUUCAAAGCCUCCAGACAGAAAGGGCCAAAGGAUGAUUUUAAUGACCAUGUUAGGCUGUCAAGGCCUGGGAUAAUGACCACAACUACGAGUAUUACUUGAGCCUAGCCUCGGUAAAGUCCUUAAGUCGGCCAACCAUAGUAGCCGGUAGCGAGUCGCUUAUACAUCCCGCCAAGAGG